Kwoniella shivajii is the source of this 927-nucleotide messenger RNA. RefSeq lists its product as uncharacterized. Gene Ontology annotation, biological process: translation; ribosomal large subunit assembly. Gene Ontology annotation, cellular component: cytosolic large ribosomal subunit; ribosome. The transcript is spliced from 4 exons. The record is from RefSeq and is a predicted model, not a curated record. Gene Ontology annotation, molecular function: 5S rRNA binding; structural constituent of ribosome. NCBI's taxonomy places the organism in Eukaryota, Fungi, Basidiomycota, Tremellomycetes, Tremellales, Cryptococcaceae. The coding region runs from base 1 to 927 and encodes 308 amino acids.
AUGCCUUUCGUCAAAAACCAAAAGAACGACGCCUACUUCUCUAGGUACCAAGUCAAACCACGACGAAGGAGAGAGGGUAAGACCGACUACCAAGCCAGAAGAGCUCUCGUUUCUCAGGCUAAGAACAAGUACGCUUCCCCCAAGUACCGACUCGUUGUUCGAAUCACCAACAAGCAAGUCAUCUGUCAAAUCGUUUACGCCAAAAUCCAAGGUGAUGUCGUACUUGUACACGCUUCCUCCAAGGAACUUCCUAAAUACGGUAUUGAACAUGGAUUGACCAACUGGACCGCCUGUUACGCUACCGGAUUAUUGGUUGCCCGAAGAGCUUUGACCAAACUUGGUCUUGCCGACAAAUACGAAGGUGUUGUUGAACCUUCAGGAGAACUUGAACUUACCGAAGCUCUCGGUGAUGAUGAACCAAGACCCUUCAAAGCAUACCUCGAUGUCGGUCUUAGAAGAACUUCAACCGGUGCAAGAGUUUUCGGUGCUAUGAAAGGUGCUUCAGAUGGUGGUAUCUUCAUUCCUCACAACGAAAAGAGAUUCCCAGGUUUCGACCCUGAGACUAAAGCUAUCGACGCUGAAGUCCUCCAACGAUACAUUGUCGGUGGUCACGUAGCUGAAUACAUGGAGUCUCUUGAGGAGGAAGAUGAUGAGCGAUUCAAGAAACAAUUCGCUUCAUACCUUGCCGCCGAUGUCUCCUCUGCCGACAUUGAGGAAAUCUACACUGACGCUUACGCCAAGAUCCGAGAAGACCCAACUUUCACUCCUACCGAGAAAGAUGUUGCCAAAUGGAAGGCCGAGUCAAAGAAGACUCGAUCUUCCAAACUUUCAAAAGAAGAGAGACAAGCUCGAAUCCAAGAGAAGAUCGAAGCUUACAAAGCUGGAAAGGUCGCUGCUGCCGACAGCGAGGAGGAGGACGAAGAGUAA